Etheostoma cragini (Arkansas darter) is the source of this 561-nucleotide messenger RNA. Its product is annotated as glutaminase kidney isoform, mitochondrial-like. Lineage: Eukaryota; Metazoa; Chordata; Actinopteri; Perciformes; Percidae. The annotation marks the transcript as partial. The record is from RefSeq and is a predicted model, not a curated record. The transcript has 3 exons.
AAUCCGCUGGGUGGCUCAUUCUGUUGUUGAGUCACCGGGAACCGAACCGACCGUUACUCGGCUGAGAUAAGCCGACGCUCUCGUUUGAAACUGCGCCCGUACUCCUCCAGAUUUCUUCUCCCGGUCUUACAUUUGUUACAUCCAGAUAUUCUUCUCACCGGGUUUGAAAUGUUACAUUUUCGGUCAACGGUAGCGCUUAAGGAGUUAUUUCAAACGCAGCUGAAGCGUCCAUUGACAGGUAGAGUUGGUGUCAAAGCGAUACCUGCGACCGCCGCUUGCUUCAGCACCCGGAGUUUGGAUGGGAGGUCGCCGGGCGUACGGAGUGCAUUUCCCCCGCAGCCCUUCACCAGAAGACACGGCGUUAGAGGCUUUUGCUCCAAGAGUGACAGCCACAAUGAAGCCGCAAAGGACUCGACUGAGAAGAGAAGGAAGGCAGGCAUCCUGCCCAGCCUGGAGGACCUGCUCUUCUACACCAUCGCAGAGGGCCAGGAAAAAAUCCCAGCGCACAAAUUCACAACGGCUCUCAAAGCCACGGGGCUACGUACGGGAGACCCUCGGCUG